This is a messenger RNA of Linum tenue, 1654 nucleotides long. The record is from the annotation of a GenBank genome assembly. NCBI's taxonomy places the organism in Eukaryota, Viridiplantae, Streptophyta, Magnoliopsida, Malpighiales, Linaceae.
ACCAGGGCCCAUUACCGCAGUAUAGUCGUCGUUGACUCCCGAGUUUCAACCCAUCUGCAAACGAACAUUAUAGCGUGGAGGUUAUGUUGUUACUGUGCUUUGUUUAUAGCAGCCGAUCAGUUCAUUUGCUAGUGCUCGACUCUUGGCGUGGGAAGAGAUUCACAUUCGCAAUAUACCACAGUAAGAGAGACGCGAAGAGUUUGAAGAGAGCUUCGCUUCGCUUGAUUUCUGAAACGGCGAAAUCCGAACAUGGUGAACUACUGGCUGAUGAUCACUGCCGAGUUUGAGAACGUCGCCACUCUCCAGCCUCAGGGCGGUUGCGACGAUCCUUCUUUCACCUAUUUCUUCAAGAUGAAAUGUGGAAGCUGCGGGGAGCUGACCGAUAAGGAAACUUGUGUUGCUUUGGAGAGAUCGGUUCAAAUUCCGGGUAGCAAGGGCACUGCUAAUCUUGUUCAGAAGGCGUAUCAAUCAGUUAUGAGGAUGGAUCUUGCUAGCAGUAAGCACAGAGUAGUUCCAAUUGCUACAGUGGCUAAGGUCAUGUCGUGCAAGUUUUGUGAGAGGGAAGGAACUGUGUCCUUGAUCCCGGGGAAAGGUAAACCACUCACCCAGGAACUCAGUGAAGCUGGGAAGUAUACAGGAUUGAUGAUGUUCGAUUGCCGAGGUUACGAGCCUGUGGGAUUUCUCUUUGAGGGUGGAUGGAUGGUUGAAACAGCUGCAGGGACUAAAUUCGAGGACAUUGACUUGUCUGACGGGGAGUUUAUGGAGUACGACGAGAAGGGAAAGUGCUCAGUCAUGAUAUCGAACCUCAAAUCUGGAUUUGUGGUUGCAAAGGGGAAAUGAUUGGUCUUUCUGCAUGCAUCAUCUGCAAAUUCCGUACUAGCACUACUACUACUGUCUUUGGGGUACAUAAAAACUAACUCUUGUGAAGUGGUGUGGAAAGAGUGUUGUCAUUGUUCAGUGGGAGUGCAUGUGGUUUUCAAUUGUUCUUCAAGAGUGUCUGAGCUCCGAUGAACUUGUCAGUUGUUUCUGUAAACAGAUGUUCAUGGGAUUCUAUUGGCCAAUUGUGGUGGUUCCUCUAGGAUAUGAAUCCAAAUUUGAGUUUGCAGGAGUCGGGAUGACAUUAUAAAGACUUGGUAGGAGCUAGAAAACAGCGGCAGCUCGUCGGGUUGGUUUGUGAUUUCGAUAGCAAUAGGUUGCUUUUGUGGAAGAAAAGAAGAGGAAGGGUGUAAAAUGUCAAUCAAUAGAUAGGUGUGGAAGAUGGAUGGAGGUUAGUAGGUAAAUUGGUAGGUUGGUUUGGGCGGGUGAGAUGGCAGCUACCUAAGUUAGGCUUAGCUUCUGGAGGAGUUUAAUGCCGCCAUUUCAACAACCAAAUGGAUUCCCUUUACAGUUUUUAAGAGAACAAGCAUGUAAAGCAUCUUGCCGGGCCGCUGGGGAUAAAGUCGUCGGGUUGCACGAUCAGAUCGAUCGAUACAACCUGUUAAAUGCAUGUGGCGGCUGACAUUUCUGUGUGCAUUUGACAACUGAAAGAAAUUUCAGAAUGUAUGAUGUAACGAAAUCAACAUGUGUUGCGUCUUUCUCAUUAUAGGACUAACUAGAUUCAGAUUUUUGACCAACCGAGUCACUGAAAUCUGGUGAGUUUUCCGGUAACAAAGUC